UCAAAAGUAAAAUCAAAUUAAAUUCUCACUCAGGACUCAACGUAAUUAGCGCGUUUAUUUUACCGCUUUUAUAAAAUAAAUUAAGUGUCUUUUAAAAUUCAUUAUUGUAGUUAGUAAUUAAAAUUUAAAGAAAUAAAUAAAAAAAAAAAAACAAUUUUCUUAAAAUAAAAUAUUAAAAAAUUUCGAAAAUGUUCUUUGGACUCGUGUUAAAGGCUAAUAGGAAAUAUACCCAAACUAUCAAAAAGGCAUUCCAUUUGUCCCAAGCUGCGUUAGACAUCAAACAAUGCGGGGAUGAACCAAUUCAGUUAGUUUUGAUUUCAGACAAAACUAGCUAUAUUUUAUGUACACUUAGAAAGAAAUCCGUGGAACAAGUAUCAUUGGAUUUAAAUUUUGCAGAAGGUGAUGAAAUUUCAUUUUUAAGUCAAGGAAAUGGUAAUGUUCAUUUGUCAGGAUAUCUUGUUGACGAAGAUUAUUUAGGAGAGGAUGAAGAAAUGGAAUUAGCCGAAACCCUGAAGGAAAAUGCGUCAAAGAAAGGCAAAAAAGAAAAGAAAAAUGCUAAAACUUCAAAAGAUGAUGAUAAUGAUGAAGACGAAGAUGAUGACGAUGACGACGAAGACGACGAUGAUGAAGAUGGCGGUUUAGAUUUGGGAGACUCUGAUGAUGAAAGUGAAGACGGUGAAGGUGAAGAUGAAGAGGAUGAAGAAGGUGAUGAAGAAGGGGAUGACUCAGACGAAGAUUCAGAAGACGAAGUAAAAGAACCAGCCCCAAAAAAAGAGAAAUUAGAAAAGCCAAAACAAAACGGUGUUGAAAAACCUUCAAAAAAGGAUAAAAAGAACAAGGAACAGCAACAACCACAACAAAAGCAAAAAAAUGAAAAAACACUUCAGGGCGGAGUCAAAAUUGAAGAUCUCCGUGUAGGUUCUGGACCAGAAGCCAAAGCUGGGAAAAAAGUGUCAGUUUAUUAUGAAGGAAGACUUAAAUCCAAUAACAAAGUUUUUGACAGUACAAAGCAAGGAAACGGAUUUAAAUUUGCCUUGGGUAAUGGUGAUGUAAUAAAGGGUUGGGAUAUUGGUGUUGUUGGAAUGAAGGUAGGUGGUAAAAGAAGAAUAACAUGUCCUCCAAAUGCAGCAUAUGGCGCAAAAGGAUCGCCCCCAGUUAUUCCACCAAAUAGUACAUUAGUUUUUGAAGUUGAAUUAAAAGCUGUUCACUAAAUGUACUAACUAUAAUUUUAUAAAACUUAAUUAUAUAUAUACCUAUAAUGAUUUUUUUUUAAAAUAAAGAGUUGAAAUAAGUUGUAUUUUCUGUUUAAACUUACAAAUAAAAUCUUUUAAAGAUA
Molecule: messenger RNA, 1336 nt
Organism: Condylostylus longicornis
Lineage: Eukaryota; Metazoa; Arthropoda; Insecta; Diptera; Dolichopodidae
Gene: Fkbp39
Product: 46 kDa FK506-binding nuclear protein
Exons: 4
Coding region: 189-1211 (340 amino acids)
Cellular component (GO): nucleolus; chromatin
Molecular function (GO): macrolide binding; peptidyl-prolyl cis-trans isomerase activity
Source: RefSeq, a predicted model, not a curated record